This is a messenger RNA of Loxodonta africana (African savanna elephant), 1966 nucleotides long. It is a transcript of the gene ENTREP1, whose product is annotated as endosomal transmembrane epsin interactor 1. The transcript has 11 exons. Lineage: Eukaryota; Metazoa; Chordata; Mammalia; Proboscidea; Elephantidae. Gene Ontology annotation, cellular component: membrane. The record is from RefSeq and is a predicted model, not a curated record. The coding region runs from base 1 to 1800 and encodes 599 amino acids.
AUGUCCCUGCCCGUGGUGCUCCCGGGCUCCUGCUGCCCCGUGGCCGGGCUUUCAGGCGGACCACAGGCCGGGGGUCCUGGCGCCGCCGCCGCCGCCGCCCAGGAGCCGCCGCUGCCCCCGCUGCGGCCGCGCUGGCCUCGGGCCGCGCUGCAGCCCCCGGCGCGGCCUCGCUGCACGGCCACCUCCGGGGUGCUGGCCGCGCCGCCCGCGCUCUCCUCUCGCCGGGCCGCCGCCGCCGCCGCGGCCCCGGGCUCCGCGCUGCUGCCCGCCCGCCCACUGCUGUCGCUUGGGCUUCUGCAGCUGAUCCUGGGCUGCUGCAUGGUGGCACUCAGCUUCGGGGCGCUGUCGCUGAGCAGCUCCCCGCAGGUGAAGAACUCGUGCCCUUUCUGGGCGGGCUCCUCGGUGAUACUCUCUGGAAUCAUAGGAUUAACAACAUGGAAAAGACCUAUGAUACUCCUGGUCAACCUCUUUGUGCUGCUGUCUGUGGUCUGUGUCCUCCUAAAUCUAGCCGGAUUUAUCCUGGGCUGCCAAGGGGCCCAGUUUGUGGCCAGCGUGCCCAGGUGUGAUCUGGUGGAUUUGGGCGAAGGCAAGAUUUGCUUCUGUUGUGAAGAAUUCCAACCAGCCAAAUGCACAGACAAAGAAAAUGCCUUGAAACUCUUCCCAGUUCAGCCUUGUAGUGCUGUUCACCUUCUACUUAAGAAAGUCCUCUUCGCCCUGUGUGCCUUGAAUGCCCUGACCACCACUGUCUGCUUGGUGGCAGCUGCCCUCCGCUACCUCCAGAUAUUUGCAACCAGAAGAUCCUGCAUCGAUGAAUCUCAGAUAUCUGCUGAGGAAGUGGAAGAACAUGGACGUAUCCCAGACCCUGAUGACUUCGUGCCGCCAGUGCCUCCCCCUUCCUAUUUUGCCACGUUUUACUCAUGCACACCCCGGAUGAGCCGCAGGGUGGUUGGUCCUGAUGUUAUUCCCCUCCCGCAUAUCUACGGAGCACGGAUCAAAGGCGUAGAAGUGUUCUGCCCUCUGGACCCCCCGCCUCCAUAUGAAGCUGUCGUGAGCCAGAUGGACCAGGAGCAGGGAUCUUCAUGCCAAAUGCCAGAAGGAUCAGAAGCUGCUGCGAGCCCGUCGGAACCAGUCUGCACACAAGUGACUCAAGGUGGGGACAUUCCUAAUACACCUGGAGAAGAAAGCCCGUCCGUGUCAACCCCCAACUCAAGCCUGGUGCAUCCAGCAAGAAGCCGGAGACCCUUCCAGCCCCUUAGGACAAGAUCAAAGAGCGACCCUGUCCUCCAUCAUUCCGCAGAGACAGCCGCCCCCGUGCUUAGCUGUGAAGCCGCGACACAGACGGAAGGAAGACUGGAUCUGGCUGCGGUGACUCUGAGAAGAGGCUUGAGAUCGAGAGCUUUGCGAUCCAGACCGCGGUCUUUAAUAGAUUACAAAUCCUACAUAGACACCAAGCUGCUGGUGGCAAGGUUCCUGGAGCAGUCUUCCUGCAGUAUGACCCCAGACAUCCAUGAACUGGUAGAAAACAUUAAGUCUGUUUUGAAGUCCGACGAGGAGCACAUGGAAGAAGCCAUCACAAGUGCCAGUUUCCUAGAAGAGAUAAUGGCCCCACUGCAGCCCAGCACUGCCAGGGUCCACGCGCUGCCCUCGAGGAGACAGCCUGGCCUGCUGCACCUGCAGAGCUGCGGAGACCUGAGCACCUUUGCCCCAGCAGGGAGGCCAAGAGUUGAGAGGAGGCCCCGGCGAGCAGAGGCUGAACGGCCCCACAGCCUCAUUGGUGUUAUCCGAGAGACCGUCCUGUGAACCUGCAGGGCCAGGUUCCCCAUCCAACUGUGGAACACAAAAGGAGGAAGAAAGAUAGGCCCUAGAAGGGAAAGCCACUCCAAGGGGGAAGGAUCCCCUUCACAUGUUCCUCACUACACAUCUUCAUGGCUGAGAGUUGGGGGCCUUUUGAAAACUCCUCAGAAAA